GAAGCUAACAAGGUUUCAAAUUAUGCAGUUUAACACUGAUACAGAGUAUGUGAGCAUUUCCAAUCAUAUAUAUCUAGAAAAGUCCUAGCCGAACAUUCCAAAAUCCGUAGCUUGAGCAACCUCUGGCAGCCCUGACCCGGCCAAUGUGCGCUGUUGUUCCGAAAGCUUAAGUGCACCACACGGCUUGCCAAGCGUCUUGCGUGUCUCGCGAUUUCUGCGAGAGUCAAAAUGCCUAUACCGACAAGUUGAAAGAAAAAAGGUGAGCGAGAAAAGAGCAACUCAACUGCUCCACACACACCGGGCGGAGGCCCCCAGCCAGCAGACCUGGAGACACGGGCCAGUCAGCAGCAGCACGGUGUGCAGUGCAGAAUAUCGCCGACAGCCGCAUUGAUCGGGUGUUGUUUGUGGUACGUUGCUCCCGCUUCUUACGAGUUUACGAAGUUUUGUUUUUUUCUUCUCUGAUUUGAUCUUAUUAGGUGUUUGUUUUAUCUUAUUUUUUUUGCCAGAAGCAGUACACUAAAUUGGAUGGUACUCGUCUCGGUUUGUUUUCGAUUAAGUGGUCUUUUUCUUUGAUUACGACGACGUGCAGGAAACUUUUGAAAGUGGUGUUAUUUUGGCAAACUUACAAUAGUACCAAAGAAAACAGUGAAAUUUUGCGCGGUGCAAUUCAGUGGUGAUUCAAAAUAAGCGCAGCUUGGUACAACAGUCAGUCAGUCGGUGGUGAGAUCGUAAUUGCGGCGCGGUUUUCUUCCUUCGGCUAUUUUGGGGAAGCUUGAUGUGUUUGUAAAAGUGAAACAAAAACCAAUGAAUAAGUGAUAAACCUGGGAUAGGAGAAAAGUUGGCGAUCAACGACCGAAAGCGAAAAAUAUCAUCAUAAAAUAAAGAAAGAUAAAGAUAUCGCUUUGGAGUGUGCUUUAUGAUCUGUAAGUGAAAAUCGCAGCCCGCAGCUCGAAAAGAAAAAAAAAACGUAGAAAAGUGCCAAAAAUUGGAAAGUUAAAUUGCUGCUCUUGUGAAUGGGGUUUUAAAACCGUAAUCGAUUCAACGCCUCUUCUCGAAGUCGGGAACGCCAUCGCAGCGCAUCGCGCACGAGACGAGGAUCAGACGACGAUCUAAUUCUUCCAAAAGCCGCGCACAGCGAAAUUCGGUGUGGAUCAUAGCGCACAAAGCAGGUCGAUGAUGAAUCAUAUCUACACGGAAUCACCAAUUUGAAACAACUAACCCACCCCCCAUACGCACCCACCACUCAAAGAACCGAAAACGAUCGCUCGCUCUAACCACCACGAGUCAUAUCACAGCUCGCACGAGACCAAUCAGCGCCGGGGCUCUGUCUGAUCUGUAAAAGCGAAGGGUGAGUGGCACUAAAGGCGAACUAUUCCCCCGGAUGUUCAGACCAGGACUAGAGAGCGUGCUCGUUGGAAACCGAUCGAGACCGUUGCAACGUUGACCGAGCGUCGACAACUGCACCACGUAGACCAACGACCCACGGAAAGGACGUACCUGCACCGAACGGUACCGAAAGCCCUAGGUCCUUCCAAAAAGCAAAACAAAGUGUGUAAUUUCUUGAUACUGGUAUCACAUCUUCAUCUCGCACCCAUCGGGUAUUGUUACUUCGCUUAACCAUUGAGAACUGGCGGCAGUCAGCGCUUGCUGAAGAGAGGUGUGAACACACGCGCGCGCCAUCAAUAGUGUCGUCGUCGUUGUGCAGCUCCCGAAGAGCAACCACCAGCUCCAUAAACAUCCAUGCCUUUCAAUAUAGCGGACUUUCGUGUGAGUUGAAGUUUCAAUAAAAUGGGCCAGGAGAAAUCGCUGCCCUCCAGAUGUACUUCCGCACAUGACUACCGCCAUCACCACCACCACCACCAUCACCACCACACAUCUUUGGCAUCUUCAACGGGAUCAAAAUCUUCCGGUGCGCCCUCCCGUUCACCUUCUACUGCUUCAACGACUUCCUCGGCAUCAUCAGCCUCUGCAGCCUCGUCCUACAAAAGUGUCGAGCGCCAAACCAAAUAUCUCAACGAGCACUUGUAUAUCAAGUCCUACCUGGACAUAGAGGAAGAGGACCGGAACGCCAAACUACUGUUCCAAAAAGUGCGACCCGGCGGUAUACGAAACUACACGCCGAAAAUACUCUCCGAAAACAACAAAAAAGAUCUUGAUGUGUGGAUAUAGCGGACCGGCAACCCUCACGUACGCUGACACUAUCACCUGAAUCGAAGCUGCUUAUAGGAAUACCUAACUACUGUAUAAACGACUCUUUCUCUCUAUCGCCGGUCUUGUCAACUCUUCUACAAUCGCUCUACCAUUCUCACCACAAUCAUUUGGCAAACCUGCUUGCUACACUAGUUCUCUCGUGCAAUGGCUCUUGGACUCGCUUCUGUAGCGGCAGUAGCUGGAGGACUCACGCACACCCCGAUAGCACUACUGACUCUCAUACCACUUAUAGCUGUAGGAGUCAAUUACUAUAGAUACCAAAGUGUAGAUCCGGAAUCGAACCCCAUCGACCAACAAUCACUAAGACCUUACUAUGACUUUAUCGUCAUUGGUGCCGGAUCGGCUGGUGCCGUCAUGGCCUCGCGGCUCUCAGAGAUAGGAGACUGGUCUGUGUUACUACUGGAAGCUGGUGGCGAUGAGACGGAGGUAACCGACGUUCCAUCCUUAGCCGGUUACCUCCAGUUGACGGAAUUUGAUUGGAAAUAUCAGACGGUGCCGCCGGGAGAUCGGCGGUACUGUCAGGCUAUGAUAGGCGAUCGAUGUAAUUGGCCUAGAGGAAAAGUUAUGGGAGGAUCAAGUGUGCUCAAUGCAAUGGUAUAUGUAAGAGGAAACCGGAGAGAUUACGAUAGCUGGCUAGAGCAAGGUAACAUUGGUUGGGGUUACGAAAACGUCCUGCCUUAUUUCAUCAAAUCGGAGGACAAUCGGAACCCUUACAUGGCACGGUCGCCAUAUCAUGGAGUUGGAGGAUAUUUAACUGUCCAGGAGGCACCCUGGAGGACACCGCUAUCGAUAGCGUUUAUCAAAGCCGGACAGGAAAUGGGAUACGAAAACAGAGAUAUCAAUGGAGAGGAACAGACCGGCUUUAUGCUGCUUCAAGCAACGAUGAGAAGAGGCAGCCGCUGCAGCACUUCUAAAGCAUUCCUACGGCCGGUUCGACUAAGGAAUAAUCUUCAUGUUGCAAUGCAUGCUCAUGUGACACGUAUACUGUUUGACAGAAACAAUAGAGCAUAUGGAGUUCAAUUCUCCCGGGACGGCAAGAAGCAGCUGGUUUUCGCCAAAAAGGAAAUCAUUCUUUCGGCAGGGGCGUUGAACACUCCUCAAAUCUUGAUGCUAAGUGGCGUCGGACCAGCUGACCACUUGGCUGAGUUUGGAAUUCCAGUGUUGUCAGAUCUUCCCGUAGGUGACAACAUGCAAGAUCACGUGGGACUUGGUGGUUUGACCUUCCUUGUUGAUGAACCCGUAACCGUGAAGACGUCUCGCUUCACAACUUUACCGGUUGCAUUUGACUACAUCUUCAACGAGAGAGGUCCAAUGACAUUCCCUGGAAUCGAAGGGUUGGCGUUCGUUAAUACCAAAUAUGCUGAUCCGUCUGGCCAGUGGCCAGACAUUCAAUUCCACUUUGGACCGAGUUCGGUAAACUCGGACGGCGGACAAAACAUUCGAAAGAUUCUUAAUCUUCGCGACGGGUUCUACAACACAGUUUACAAACCAAUUCAAAAUGCAGAAACCUGGACAAUUCUACCUCUACUGUUACGACCCAAAAGUACGGGUUGGGUGCGGUUGAGGUCACGGAAUCCUUUCGUGCCACCCGCACUCGAACCCAACUACUUCGACCAUCCGGAAGACGUAGCAGUUCUAGUGGAAGGUAUCAAAAUUGCGAUCAAUGUAUCGUACACCCAAGCGUUCCAACGCUUUGGGUCCCGUCCGCACAAAAUUCCCCUGCCUGGCUGUCGGCAUUUGCCAUUCAUGUCCGACGAGUACUGGGCGUGCUGCAUCAAACAGUUCACUUUCACUAUUUACCAUCCUGCCGGGACGGCAAAGAUGGGACCAAGCUGGGAUCCUGGCGCUGUGGUCGAUGCCCGGUUACGGGUGUAUGGAGUUUCCGGAUUGAGAGUAGUAGAUGCUAGCAUAAUGCCAACGAUCGUCAGCGGCAACCCCAACGCGCCGGUCAUCAUGAUCGCCGAGAAGGCCGCCGAUAUGAUCAAACAGGACUGGGGUCGUUGGUGACAGUGAGCAUCGUCUCGAAGAAAAUUCAUAUGUGCCUAACAUUUUUCGACUGUUGUGAAAAAUUGUGUACUUAACAAGAAGAUUUUCUUAAAAAUGUGAUAUUAUAGUGCAAGCGAGAAGCCACGUAAAAUAUCUGUCAUUGCAGCGGAGCAAGUUGCAGCCACCCACAAGAAUCGAACGGGAAAACGCCGAGAGACUAUAGUUUAAUCAAUUCCUACUAGUCAGCACUUACGAAUAAACUUAAGAGAUCGAAGUGUUACUGAAUGCAGAAUUUGAGAAAAUAGGAAAAUUUGUGUUACAAUUUUAGUUUGAUAAUGGUUUUUGUUUUAAAAAAUGCUGUUAUAGGACGAAGAACGUGACGUAAACAAUUUAGGAUUAAAGUGACGAUUAGUUUUCUAUUUAUGACGGAGUUGAUGACCUAUUGGUCCGGGUUAACUGUCACCUGGAGCAUGUAAAGUGAACAAAAAAAAAAACACUGAUGUAGACAAAUCUACAACUGGGAACCGUGACGGUUCCAACGAUUGAACAAAAUGUUACCAAUAAACAUGAAAACGAAAUGUUAA
Molecule: messenger RNA, 4781 nt
Organism: Aedes albopictus (Asian tiger mosquito)
Lineage: Eukaryota; Metazoa; Arthropoda; Insecta; Diptera; Culicidae
Product: glucose dehydrogenase [FAD, quinone]
Exons: 5
Coding region: 2356-4218 (620 amino acids)
Molecular function (GO): oxidoreductase activity, acting on CH-OH group of donors; flavin adenine dinucleotide binding
Source: RefSeq, a predicted model, not a curated record